AUGAUUCUCCGUCACAAAAGAGGAGGUGCAGCUGCAAUUAGACAGGAAAGACAUAAGUUUCUCUCCUUUCUUGAUUUUCAGUGGGAGGAGCUUUUACAUCUUCAACGACCUCUUCUCACAUCUUCAUCAAUGCAAUCAAAGCUUUCAACGAAUCGUAAGAAAGUUCUUCAGCUGAUUAAAUGUGGUGAACUUUCCCGAGCAGCAAAAUUGCUUUUGAGUCCUGGCCUUGCUCCAGUCUCUGCAGAAACGGUUGUAAAGCUGUCCUUGAAGCACCCUGCUCGAGUGAAGAGUGUGCCCUGUCCAGAAGUCUUGCCUCAAUCCACCAGUCUCUCUGAGUCACUGUUCUUUUCUACUUUGUCCAAACUUCCCAAGAGUUCCGGAUCUGGCCCGUCUGGAUGGAACUUUGAUCAUUUCAAGGCACUUGCGAGUAGGUCUACUACAGCCAGAAAGUUCUUUACUGUCUGUAACCUGAUUGCAAGUGGAUCUAUCCCUCAAGGCAUAGUCGAGGUCCUUUUAGCUUCUCGACUUGUUGCUCUCUCGAAGCCAUCUGGUGAUGUGAGGCCAAUCGCAGUCGGCGAGUGUAUCAGGCGGCUCACGGCUAAGACUUUGUGUCUACAAAAGAAAGAAUCCUUUUCAUCCUUCCUCUCUCCCCUCCAACAUGGAUUAGCGGUCGAAGGAGGACCAAAGCUUAUUGUACAUCAUAUUAGUCUACUUCUGGAAUCCAAUCCUGAUUGGGUCAUCUUAAAAACGGACUUGAAAAAUGCCUUCAACUCGGUAUCACAAUCCCAUCUAUUACCUGAAGUUGCAAAAGCAUUCCCCGACAUCUACCAACAUGUCCAUCAAAUGUAUGCCGGUUUCAGUCCUUUGGUUUUCAACGACGGGAAAAUUGCUCACAUUCUGCGGUCCGAGGAAGGAAUCCACCAAGGGGACCCCCUUGGACCCAUGCUAUUUUCUGUCGCCUUGCAUCCAUUUCUUUUGGGUCUCCAGAAGAACCACUCAUCCACCCGUGUCCUAGCCUACUUGGACGAUAUCUUAAAAGAAAUUGGUCUCAACGUAGCAAUCGAAAAAUGCGAGCUUCUGUGCAAUAGUCUCCCAGACCAUCCCCAUCUCGAUAGAGCUAUUCGAGUUGUGUCUUCUGGAACAAUCAUAUUGGGGAUUCCCAUUGGUCAUCAACACUAUGUCAUCGAGACUUGUUUGGAAUUUGCUAAAGGAGGACAGGGUCUAUGUGACGAGCUUGCUUCCUUGGAUGACCCCCAGUCUGUGUAUCCCACUCUGCUGAAACCCGCUACCAGGUUCCAUGAUGAGCUAACGAAGGCAACUUUCCGGCAAUUGGUCUGCUGCCACGAUAUAGGGGAGCAACAGUGGCUGCAAGCAACAUUGCCAAUCCGGAACGGUGGGUUUGGCAUGUCCACUGUGGAGUCAACUUGUCCAAUCGCGUUUGUAUCAAGUUGGGCCCGUUCUCUAGCUCACCUCCCUCAAUCAUUUGGUGAUCUCACAGACUUAGUCAAAAAUAUCUCUCGUGCAGUCCAACAUCCAGGUCACAACGGAUCAAUCGCCUCUCAUCUUUUGCAGGCCCUGCCAGAAAAUAAGAGCCUCGUUGAACUUAUCAACAACCCGAAAAAGCUACAGAAAAAGCUAAAAUCGGAGCAAACGGAACAAAUUGUGUCGUCUAUUCUCUCAAACCCACUAUCUCAGCGCUCAGCUGCUCGUUUCAGAUCGCUACAGGGACUUGGAGCAGGCGCAUGGCUUGACUCAAUACCUUCUUCUGCGAAGCUUGCAUUAAAACCCAGCGAUUUUCGCUUAGCAACACGCAUGAGGUUGGGUCUUGAAAUGCCUCUCGGUUCUGUUGUCCCUGUAUGCGAAUGCGGCAAAGACAUUGAUAAAGACGGCUAUCACCUUCUCACAUGUAAGACCGGCGGUGGGCCAAUAUGGACUCACGAGACAUUGUCUAGUGUUUGGAGCGACUGUCUACAGCAUUUGAAGAUGUCCCAUCAGCGGGAACCAAGGAAUCUUUACGUUAAUAGCGACGACCGCCCCGACAUCGUUGUCUUUGACGCUCAACAAGGUUGUGACAUUGAGCUGGACAUCUCGGUGGCCCACCCAUGGGCACUACAUGUGAUCUCUCGAGCAGCUCAGGAAGACGGCGCGGCCGCAGCUACCCGUGAGCUAAUGGUUUCUGAGAAGAUUGCACGAAUUCGAUUUUAUGACCUCAUUGCCGAACAACCCAUUGUGUCAUUGGAUGCAAGUCGUGUGACAAUGAUGAGUGCCGAUUGGUGCCCAGUGAACAGCAUGUUGGUAGGAGCAACGGCAAAUGAAAAUUGGCAUGUGUGGGAUCUUUCUGCUUCAAGUCAAUCGAUUCAGAGUGGAUUAGCUCACCGAACGAUGGGCUCACAGUUUAGAUGGUGUCGACAGGGUGAGUUAUUGUUUUCAACGGCAUCUACAUUAGACAAGGAAUUCAAACUACAUCAUGGAGGACACCAAAAGGUGUCCAUAUCCAUGUCAUUGACUCAGUGUGGCUCGUCAAGGAGAGACCCAUGGGCCAGUGCUGUGUCUGACAUUCGUAAUUUGCAAGGUGGGAGAAGUGAGAUUAAUGUGCAGACGUCCUCUAGUGGAGCAGCUGGCUUGUUGACUAUCAGGGUACCCAGUAUGGCUCCAAAUGAAAUAUUGAAAUCUGUGAUGGAGUCUGCUCAUGAUAUUGCUGUCGAAGGAAUUGAGAGAACACUCUAUUUUAGUAAAGGUUUUGUAGAAAAGAUCUGGAAUAGAAUGUGUUAUGCAGUCAGCAUUUUAGAUCAGUUUCUUCAUUGCUGUGUAUUUGCAAGUGCUGUUGAUCGUCUCGAUCCAGUUGUUAAGGCUGAUUAUGAAGUUGCUGUGAAAUAG
Molecule: messenger RNA, 2877 nt
Organism: Corticium candelabrum
Lineage: Eukaryota; Metazoa; Porifera; Homoscleromorpha; Homosclerophorida; Plakinidae
Exons: 10
Coding region: 1-2877 (958 amino acids)
Cellular component (GO): nuclear pore outer ring
Molecular function (GO): protein binding
Source: RefSeq, a predicted model, not a curated record